AUGGAGGACAUCUACCCCCUGCGCGCGGCGUCGACGCUCCCGCGCUCGCGCGAGGCCGCGGGGAUCUUCCCCCCCGCGCUCUCCGCGGUCGCCUUCGACGCGGUCGAGGAGCUGCUCUACGCCGCGGGCGUCGACGGGCGCGUCACCGCGAUGCACGCGCCGAGCCUGGAGCGAUUCAGCGCCGUUCACGCGCACGGCGACGCGCACGGCGGCGCGCACGCGAUCUUGCCGCACCGCGACGGCGGCGUCGGCGGCUACGGCGGGGCAUUCGGCGGCGCGCACGUCUCGCUGUCCGCCGAGCGCGCGACGUUCCACUCGAGCGGCGGCGUGAUGCGAUGGGGCGUCGACGUCGCGGCGGACGACCCGACGAACGACCCGGUGACGUGCGGCGCGAUCGACGCGCCGCACGCACUCGGGAGCGCGGGGGGGAGGGCAUUCAUCGGAAGGGUGUCGCCGACGAUGACGACGAUCGACAUCGCGACCGGGAAGAUCAGCGCGACGGACGACGUCUCGGGCGCGAGGUGCGCGCGACGCGACCGAUCGAUCCAUUGA
This is a messenger RNA of Micromonas pusilla CCMP1545, 552 nucleotides long. RefSeq lists its product as uncharacterized. The transcript has a single exon. Bases 1 to 552 code for a protein of 183 amino acids. The record is from RefSeq and is a predicted model, not a curated record. Gene Ontology annotation, molecular function: protein binding. Lineage: Eukaryota; Viridiplantae; Chlorophyta; Mamiellophyceae; Mamiellales; Mamiellaceae.